CACCUCCCUUUCCUCUGAUCUUUAUUAGCUCUGACACUGAAAUCUCACCUUACAAAACUCCAAACUGACAGCAAACUCUAAGCUCUACUGUACACCCUCUGGAUUCACACAGGUUUCCUCACCAGCCAUCGAGAUGUGGAUUAUGCUGUUGGGACUCGCCUCUGGAUUACUGGUCUCCUCGGGAUCAGAUGAUACCACAGUGCGCUCACGGACCUGCAGCUUUGUUGGAGUGUUUCUCGUGGAGGGGAGAGAUCGCUAUAGUCUGACAUUUGAGAAGGCUGGGAGAUUGUGUGAGCAUUUAUCAUCUUCAUUAGCCAAUCUGGAGCAGGUGGAAAAAGCCUACAGUAAAGGACUACAGACAUGCAGGUAUGGAUGGAUAAACGGCACUGAUGAGGUGGUGAUAGUCCGUCAGAAGCCAAAUAAACUCUGUGCUGGCAACCAAACUGGCAUCAUCAAGAAAACUCCAGAUAGAAAAAAAUUUGAUGCUUACUGUUUUGAUGCUAAAGAUACGUCAGAGAAGAACUGCAUAGCUCUGCUCGACCCUGAGAGUUCAAACAAAACAGAUGGUGGCUCAGCAUCUACAGAAGCCACAACACAGCGACCAAAUGCUGGAGGAGAAGAUUCUGAAAAUUCAACCUCUGAAGUCACAUCUGUGUCUGAGUCCUCUACUCCAGUUCACUGGACGCAGACCAGUCCCACACAGAGCACCGUGGAACAGAAAUACACUGAUCAGACAGAUGAUCAGACAAGCCGUUAUAUUCAUAUAGAGUCGACAACUUCACAUCCAAAUCCAGACACCACAGGGCUGUUUGAAUCAUCAACAAAUACAACAGCUGACACUUCAGAACAAGCCAUCGCAAGCAACAGGUCUAUAGACUGGCUGAUCAUUUUACUGGUCAUUUUGGCAGUUUUUUUCAUUCUGCUUCUCUGUGUUAUUGCAGCCAACAGAAAAAGAUGGUGUGGCAAGAAACAGACUCUGAUUAUUACAAAAGAGAGCAGAAGUGAAGAAAAUGCUGCAGCAGCUUCAUUGACUAAGGAGCAGGAGAUGGUCAAACUCGUGAACACGGAGAAGAUCACAGAGGACUCAGAGCUUGUCAGCGUCAGUCCAGAGAAGUGAACAGAGAUAACCCAGAUGGCAUAAGGAGAACAAAAGCCGAUUAACACUAACAACAAAUACAGAUGCACUAAUAUGCCUUAAUUAAAGCUGAAUUUAUGCACAGAUAAUCUUUAGAUAAUGUAUGAUUUAUGUAGAACUAAGCCAUACAUUAACAAUUACAUCAGCAUCUGAUAUAGUGUAUGAUUAAUAGAUUAAGAAAUAAUUAAUUAAAUAAUUAAUUAAAUGUGUCAUGUUUUAAUGCAGCACCAAGUAGGUAAUAUGGUCCAUUAUUUAUGAUUUUAAUCAAUUUGCCCAUCCUUCAAACACAUUAUUUGACAUUACAUUCACAGCACAACUGUUUUUCAAAAGUUUUUUUUAUUAAAAUUUUUGUCCUGCGUAACCAUGAGAAAGGACUUCUUACCUGUUCUCUCACGUGUCUUCUGAGUAUCAUCUGCAUCUUCAGUCUCUUUCUCUUCAUGAGCAACACUUUUACCAUCUAGACUUCUCUCAACCCUUUAUGAUCGUAUGCUUAUUAAGUAAAGUCAUAACAAUGAUACCAUCACAAAUUAUUAGCUGGAAGUUAAAAUACAUGGCUUUGAAACAUUUUGUUAAUUCAUCCACACUGUUAAUAGUAGAAUUUCAUCCAUGAUGACACAUUUAAUUAACAGAAAUUCAUAUAGGACUUAAUCUAUUAAUCGGAUAAAUUAUUAGUUGAUGAUUCAGCAAUAAUUAAUGAAUAGAUUAGUUUCUCAUGAGUCAUACAUUAAAUGUGCAUUAGUUCAGCAAUGAAUUAAUGGAUGUGCACAUGUAUUUGUAAGUGUUGCCAGUUUUACAUCAUAAAAACAUGAGCAAAGAAAGAGAUAAGUAAAAAAAAAAAAAAAAAAGAAUGAGAUGGACAUAGAUGUGAAACAAAUAUAUGUCUAUUCUGAGUUUUUGAUAGCAGCCUACUGUAUGUGUGUGUGUGGCAUCAAGAUAGCAAACUCACAUCUAUGUUGUACUUUGUUGUUUCAUAUCUCUCUAUCUAUGUUUGCUUAUUUCUUAAUAUUAAUUUUAUAGUAAAAUAUUAAAUAAGUAGUUCAAUUUAAUUUUAUACAAGAGUUUAUGUAAACCAGCAGUUUCCCCGUGCCUUUGCUUGGUAUAACACUGGUUAAAUCGGUGCUGGUCAGAUAAGUUGAAUGAUCAUUGAUAAAGAAGCAGCUAAGUUUAUUCAAUAAAGUUGUUACCAUCA
Messenger RNA from Carassius auratus (goldfish), 2324 nucleotides. RefSeq names its product CD44 molecule (IN blood group) b (gene cd44b). Gene Ontology annotation, cellular component: basolateral plasma membrane; plasma membrane; macrophage migration inhibitory factor receptor complex. The record is from RefSeq and is a predicted model, not a curated record. The transcript is spliced from 8 exons. The coding region runs from base 134 to 1117 and encodes 327 amino acids. Gene Ontology annotation, molecular function: cytokine receptor activity; hyaluronic acid binding. Gene Ontology annotation, biological process: cell adhesion; inflammatory response; positive regulation of ERK1 and ERK2 cascade. Lineage: Eukaryota; Metazoa; Chordata; Actinopteri; Cypriniformes; Cyprinidae.